Molecule: messenger RNA, 1766 nt
Organism: Puccinia graminis f. sp. tritici CRL 75-36-700-3
Lineage: Eukaryota; Fungi; Basidiomycota; Pucciniomycetes; Pucciniales; Pucciniaceae
Exons: 7
Coding region: 1-1719 (572 amino acids)
Biological process (GO): regulation of transcription by RNA polymerase II
Cellular component (GO): chromatin
Molecular function (GO): RNA polymerase II cis-regulatory region sequence-specific DNA binding; DNA-binding transcription factor activity, RNA polymerase II-specific
Source: RefSeq, a predicted model, not a curated record
AUGGUCCAUAAAACUGGUGUACACAAAUGUCCGGAAUGUCCCAAAACUUUUUCUAGGCUGGAGUAUGUCACUCGCCACCGACGGGUGAAGCAUCUUGGAGCUCGCCCCUGGAGUUGCCAGUGCGGCGUUUCAUACGCGCGAAGUGAUCUGCUGACUCGACACAAGCGCAAGUGCAGCCAAGCUAAAGAAUCCAUCGGCGCUAGUUCGAAGUACAACUUGGAUGAUACUUCGGCUUCAUCUGUUGUGACUUCUGUCAAUCAUUCCAGUAUCAUUAAGGCCUCUGACCACUCUAGCGAUGAUAACCAGCCACCCACGUACCAGCAAGCUAUCUCGGAUCAGGCGCCUUUUACUGCCAAUACCAACCACCCUACGGACCAUCUGGCACAAGCUUCUUCCUUUCGUGCCGAUUUGGCGCGUGACACCCGUUUCUCGCUUCCGAGACCUGAUGGCCUGAUCUCCCAGGAGGCGGAUAACUUCGGCCCAGGCACAACGCUACGCCAAUUCAGCCUUAAUUGCACGGCUGAGGAGGGGCUCAGCUCUCUCGUUCCACCAGAUGAUCAAGAAUUUUACGAUGUUGCGAGGGAGAAUACCAACCAGAGAGAAAUCGAAAACAUUCCCGAAGUUUCAUCCGAUGUGGGCACUUCGAUUGUCCCCCUGGUCAGGUUUUCCGAUCCUAGUUUCCUGAUCAGUGAUGUUCCCCAAUCGUCGCCAUUCUAUCUCAACCCGAGCAUUUGGAUACUUGCAUUCUUGUGUCAAAAGUCGCAAGGUUUCACGAUCCCCCACAUGGGGAGCCUUUCGGCAUACCUAUCGCGAGCUACCGAAGUCAUGUGUCCAGUAAUUCCCAUGUUCCACGUCCCAACCCUGAGAGCCACACAAAUCUCCAUUCACUUGGGGUACGCCCUCAGCGUCUCCGGAGCGGCAUUGGAAAGUUCAGAGCACGCCUUGGCUUUCACCUAUCAGUCCUUAUCCUACAAGCGUAUUUCGGUGCAAAAUGACUUCUUACGUCGAGACCGAAGUUUCACUUUUAGGUUUGAGCUUCUGCAAUCUUUACUCACUUAUCAGUUUCUCGGCAUGUUUAGUCGCUUGGAGGUUCAAGGCAACGUGCCAUCAGAUUCAGCCCGACCAUUGUACAGGGAGCUAGCUUUCAUUGAGACUUUACGCAAUUCUCCGGAUUAUGUACAGCUUGCCCUAUCCGGUCAAGUCCCACUGGAAGUUGCAUGGAAAUUAUGGGUGGAGUACGAAGUGCAAAAGCGGACUGCGUUUUUGGUUCUGAUUUCUGCACUUCAACUGAGGGGGCCCUACGAGUCUGGGCUGAGACUAUCGGAGACUAACCUGCCGUUGCCUUGUCAUGAAGAAAUAUGGACGGCGAGAAGCUCAGAAGAAUGGGCGCAGGCGGCUCGGAAACAUGCGAUGUGCUGCUGGCUAGACAACAUGCAGACGAGUGAGAGCUUUGUGGAUCACACAAAUAUCCAACAGGUGGUCGGCGAGCAAUCGAUUCCAUUGCUCAGCGAAGCACUUGCUGCCCUGCAUAUCUCCGACUCGACCAGCCAGAUCAAUCAGUCCAUCCCUGAUAUACAUCGUGUGGGAGCAAGUCGUCUUACUGUCCGCGCCGAGCGGCUCGGAUGCUUUGCCAAGACCGUUAUCCAUCACGCUCGCGCACUGACUCAUCAGGCGACUGUCAGCAUCCAUCUGUUGGAGCCACCUCCGCUGAACAUCUGAUGUUGAUCGUAAGGGUACCCUCAAGUACUUCACGUUUCCUAAUCCCG